GUCAGUACACGCGUCCCGACGCCCGGGAAUGCGUCCGUUAACGGAGGGGUAGUUUUGCCGCGCGAAUCUACGAUCGUGCGGGUGAUACUUCGCCGGAAAAACGUGCAAAAUUCGCGGGUCUAUUCGAAAAAGGGAAAAAGACAAAGUACACGGACGAAAGAGCGGAAAAAAGGGACAUAAGCGCGUAUAUGGCGCGCCGUGUCAUACUCUUGCCAGUAUAAUGCUACACUUUCUUUGCGAGAAUGAGGGUGGCACGGCUAUUAUUGUGCUGCGUACUUCUCGAAGACUACAGCACCAAUCUCGGCGGAACGGCAAUUACCAGUGACGCCAUGCGCCAAGACGGCUCCUCGUCCGCGACGAAUCCGACGCUAUCAGAUGUGCCGAGCUUCUCCGAGCCGAUCGGCAACGUGACCGCCGCUAUUGGCAAAGAGGUCGCCCUCUCCUGUACCAUCAGGAAAGUGGGAAAUUACAAGGUGGGAUGGCUACGUGCCGAAGAUCAGACGAUUCUAUCAAUGGGUGAUCGUAAGGUGAUCCAGUCGACUCGAUUCUUCGUUACUCUAGAGAACGCCAAGACGAAGAACCAGACACAGUCGCGGGAGGACGAGGAGGCCACUUGGCAGUUGCAUAUUCGGGGGCUAAAGGAGGCCGAUCGUGGCUGCUACAUGUGUCAACUCAACACCAAGCCUAUGUUGAGCCAGCUGGGAUGCGUGGAUGUCCUAGUGCCGCCUGACAUUUUGAGUUCCGGCACCUCGGACGGCGAGGUAUCCGUUCUCGAGGGUGAAAACGCCACUUUGUCGUGCAAGGCGUCCGGACGGCCGUCGCCUCGCGUAUUCUGGCGGCGUGAGAAAAGUGAUUUCAUACUUGUUAGGGGUGUUCACGAUCCGUUGACACAAGUGGACAACCUGUCCGGCGAGAGGCUAGAAUUAACCAGGGUAGACAGGAGGCAAAUGGGGGCUUAUCUUUGCAUAGCUAGAAACGAAGUGCCUCCGGCGGUCAGCAAGAGGGUUAAUCUAAAAGUAAAUUUCCCUCCUAGCGCUAAAGCACCCAAUCAACUGCUCAGUUCUCCCUUGGAUACAAACGUGUCGCUAAUCUGCUUAAUCGAGGCUUAUCCCAAGACGAUUAACUUGUGGAUGCGGAAGGAGCAAGUUAUCAUGAGCGGAGGCAGAUACGAAAUCGACGAGCAAGGCGACCCCGACGAGGAAUGGAAGACGACGAUCGUGUUGAAGAUAACACGCUUGGAGAAAACGGAUUUGGGUGAAUACACGUGUUCAGCCUCUUCAAGUAUGGGAAAAGCUGAGGCGACUCUCAGAGUGUACGAGAUCGAGCGCGCAACCGUGCCCAAUCGCAUCACCUCGACCAAUUCGAAGCGAUUGAACCGAGGCAAGUCAAAGUCCGGGCAAGGGACGAUGGUCAAUCGGGUUUUCCAUCAGCAGGUGAGCACGCCGGCGAUGCAGAAGAGCACCGCGCGAUUGAUUCACAACAAUAGAUACGCGACCUCGUCGACCACCGCGGAUCCGCGCGCUCCCUUAAUCAAGGACCAGGGUAAUGCCUUCAAGCAUAACAACCGCAACGAUAACCACCAGAAUCUCAAGGAUCGCAGCGACGCGUCCGCGAUCAUCGCCAGCAAGCGGGUCGUCUUGCCGCUCUGUCUCGUAUUGUUCACGAUAGCAAAGUGAAAUCCAAGCGGUGGCAAUGUGUUUUGCGCCUGUCGAGAUGAGACUAGUGCACUGCGACAAGCCUAGACUGCGGUAAUACCAGUGGAAAACGUCAAGGAAAUCUACGAACGACUCUUUGUCAUGGACAUGCAAGCAUCUAAUGUGUAUACUUCCAUCCCUGGAUUUCCUGAACAACUAGGAAUGGUAUGGAUGGGAGAUAUGAUGCUGGGGGAACCUGCUCACGAACUGAUGCUGGAUCCCCGUCAAAGCGAGAGCCCAUUUUUCUCACAUGGUUCACAUUCCUAUGAAGAUCUGAGAAAUCAUAUUGCUUCUACCACUAUGGUGCGCUACAUACCGCAACAGUUCUCAAACGAGUGUUCCGAACCUGAUGAAGCAAUGGAUACUGUUGAUACUCAUGAAAUACAGCAAGAUUAUGAUUUACAGUCCGAAAGACCCGAGAUAAAUGAUUAUUUAACAUUAGAAGAUUACAUGGGUGAUGAAGAACGGGAACAAAUUGUGAGCAAUGCGGCAACUCAGACUACUCAAGACAAUCGCAAUCGAAAAAUAAAACCUAUAAAGCAUCCAGGACUUGUUUUAAAAACGCCAAUUGCUUAUCAGCCUCAUACUGAUUUAAAUUUUAUUCCUAUUCGUAAAGAUGGCAUAGCUGUUUGUGAAAAAUGCGGUGCUAUUGGAGUAAAACAUGCCUUUUAUACAAAGGAGCGUAGAUUUUGCAGUAGAGCAUGUGCACGUUCUUCAGAAUACAUGAUACCUACUGCUGACUCUACAUAUAGUCCAUCUCAUUCGAUGGAUCAGCCAAUAUCUACAAAUCAAACUUCUUCUAUUGAAACAAAAUCGGUGGAUGUUGUUGUAAAAGAAGAAGUUAAGGAAGAUGUUAAGGAAUUCGUAGAAUCGGAAAAGGACAAAGUUAAAUUAGAGCCAGUAAUGCCAGAAGAUUUACCGGUCAGAAGAAAAAGAACAGCGGAAAUGGCAGGUUCCUACGACUGGACAUCACAGCUUGUUGAAUCUGGAUUUUGUGCCGCACCAGUCUCUUGUUUUAAACAUGCUCCUAUAUCAGAGAUUUGGGAUAAUAUCACAGUAGGUAUGAAAGUAGAGGUAGAAAAUACCGAUUGUGAUGAAGUAUGUGAAGCUUUCCCGGAUUCGUUUUGGGUUGCAACUGUAUUACGUAUAUGUGGAUACAGAGCUCUGUUAAGGUAUGAAGGUUUUGGACACAAUGCAGACAAAGAUUUUUGGGUGUCACUUUGUUCUAAUGACAUACAUCCCGUUGGUUGGUGUGCUACAAUUGGAAAACCUCUUAUUCCACCUAACACAAUUGCAAACAAAUAUAAAGAUUGGAAGGAUUUUUUAAUGAGGCGAUUAACCGGCGCGAGGACAUUACCAACAAAUUUCUAUAAUAAAGUGAACGAUAGUAUGAAAUCUCGGUUUCGAUGUGGUCUUCAUUUGGAAGUGGUCGAUAAAAACAGAAUCUCACAAGUGAAAGUGGCGACGAUACAAAAAAUUGUUGGUAAACGUUUGCACGUAAGGUAUUACGAUUCGCCUCCUGAGGAUAACGGAUUUUGGUGUCAUGAAGACUCGCCCCUCAUACACCCUGUUGGCUGGGCCAAGAAAGUGGGGCAGUCGCUAGAUGCGUAUCCUGAGUAUUUGAAUCGUAUUUCUAAAUCAAAAUUAUCCGAAGACGAUGCAACGGAAGAUCUUUUUCAUGUGCCAAAGAAUCAUCACAUUCUCGCAUACAAGUUUAAGGAAGGAAUGAAAAUAGAAGCCAUUGAUCCACUCAAUCUUUCGGCUAUAUGCGCGGCGACGGUUAUGCAAGUCCUAGAAAAGGAUUACAUUAUGAUUCGCAUUGACAGUUAUGAUGCAGAUGCUAGCGGCGCUGAUUGGUUUUGCUACCAUUCGUGUUCGCCAUGCAUUUUUCCAAUUGGCUUUUGUGCCCAACAUGGUCUACCUUUAACACCACCAAAGGGUUACGAUCCUACCACAUUCACAUGGGAUGCAUAUCUAGCAGAAACUAAUACCAUACCUGCUCCUAUGCAGUUAUUUAAUUGGGAAAUUCCUCAACAUGGGUUUAUUGAAGGAAUGAGAUUGGAGGCUGCUGAUUUAAUGGAUCCUAGAUUAGUUUGUGUUGCUACUAUUACUAGGGUGAUUGACAGAUUACUGCGAGUACAUUUUGAUGGUUGGGAAGAUGAAUAUGAUCAGUGGUUAGAUUGUCAAAGUCCAGAUAUUUAUCCUGUUGGGUGGUGUGACCUUGUCGAUCAUAAAUUGGAAGGGCCGCGUGUACUCGUAAAAAACAUUAGUCCUACUGUGAAAUCACCAAGAGGCCUUAAACGUAAAGCUAAGAGAAAAUUGAAGAAAAGUUGCAAGAUGACUUGCUCCAAAAAUAUACUACCUCGUCAGAGCGAACGUAUUAGUAUGUCUCGUGAACGUGGGCGAGAAUUAGAACCUGCUCAAGGAACGAAAAUUGAAAGAGAACGUGAUCUAGAAAGUUUACCGGAACAAAGAAGCAGAGAACCAGAAACAGCACAAGAGCCAGCUGGACCUGACCAAACUUUACCCAGUCCCACUACUGGACAAGGUCAAGCAUUGAACGAUACACCAAGUGAAGUAAACAGUUCUCCACCACCCAAGAAACCAGAAAGAACCGCUACGUCAUAUAUAAAUGUUACUUCAGCAAGUACUAAAUAUAUACCAAGGUUAGCAGAUGGUGUGCAAAAAGGUUCGGAAUCUGGUGAUCUAGUGCCAUCUGAGUGGAAUGUUUUUGAUGUUGCACAAUUUCUCCGAGUUAAUGACUGUGCGACGUAUUGCGAUAAUUUCAGUAAACGUAAAAUAGAUGGAAAGACUUUGCUGACUCUCACUAAGGACCAAAUAAUAGACCUGACAGGUUUCAAAGUUGGACCUUCUCUAAAAAUAUUUGAUUUAAUUCAGCAAUUAAAAAUCAAAGUGAAUCCAGCUCAGGAAAGGUUGAAACUAGGAUUGAAGAAAAUAUUAUAACAAAAUUAGUAUGUAGUUAGCACUAUAAAUAAGUUCCAUCAUUAUGCAAAUUAGACAUGGAUUUACAGGUAAGACAUGUGAGAUAAUUAAAGAGUACCUUCCAAUAAGAGAUACAGAUGACACGGUCUGACAUAAUUAUAUCCUUGUUGUUCGCCAAUAUUGAACAAGGAUAAUUAUUGUUAUACCGGAUCUCUUGUUGGAAGGCACCCAAAAUCAUUUCUAUUUCAAUACGAUUGUGUACGUAUUAUUUGUUACGUACUUUCCUAAUGUAUUGAAGGAGAAUGUUAAUAUAUAAUAUAUAAAUUCUUUAUAAUCCAAAACGCAUAAAAUUUAGAUGCUG
Molecule: messenger RNA, 4998 nt
Organism: Trachymyrmex septentrionalis
Lineage: Eukaryota; Metazoa; Arthropoda; Insecta; Hymenoptera; Formicidae
Product: polycomb protein Sfmbt-like
Exons: 19
Biological process (GO): heterochromatin formation; regulation of DNA-templated transcription
Cellular component (GO): nucleus
Molecular function (GO): zinc ion binding
Source: RefSeq, a predicted model, not a curated record